Molecule: messenger RNA, 684 nt
Organism: Aureobasidium melanogenum CBS 110374
Lineage: Eukaryota; Fungi; Ascomycota; Dothideomycetes; Dothideales; Saccotheciaceae
Exons: 1
Coding region: 1-684 (227 amino acids)
Source: RefSeq, a predicted model, not a curated record
AUGCCGUGCACAGAAAGCGUGCCUCUCCCCUCUGGAGACUCACCUCCAGGUUCUGGCAGUUACGGUCUGAGCUACUGGAUUAAAGGUCUCUUCCUCGCCAUACCGAAGAGCAAGCCGGCCGCCAAGGUGAUGAUAUGCUGCUGUGUACUGGAAGUCUUCCUGGGCUGCUGUUCACUGAUCGAGUCCUUGAUUAUGCAAUCCCUCGUCUCACGAGACAAAGUGUUCCUCAUGGCCUUGGUCCGUCUCGUCUUCGAAGCCAUUACUCCGAUUGUUGGAGAGGCCAUAUCGGCCCUUCGGACGUUCACUGGCAGGGAGACACACAAAAACUUUAUGAACACCUUGGGACAGAGCAAGAGAUACUCGUCAGACAAUGACCAGGGGAAAGGUCCAUCGAUGAAUAAGAUAGGCGCCGUCGACGUCUACUGUCAGGAGAUCAGGUCACUCUUCCUCAAUCUGACCACCCUCUGUAUCACUCUGGUCUCCCUCAUAGCCAGCGGCUGUUCUGAACGGAGCAUUUGGGUCGCCACGCUACCUUUCUACUCGUUGUGCGACCUUACGGUGAUUGCCGUGGAUAUACUGCGCCGCCAUCCCGCGACUUAUGAGCUGCUCGCGGCGAAGUCGUCACUCAGCGGUCGAUCGUCAGUGACUAUGCCAAAACAGUCGAGCGAGUUCAUUGAGUACUGA